AUGCAGACACCAUCCUUUCCUAAUAAGGAAUUGUGUGCAUCCGUUAUCUAUCUCCUCACGUCUAUCUUUCCCAUCAGUCUCUCCAACAUCACAGAAUCAGAAAACCAAGUGGGCACAGUAGAAUUUCUUCUCCUGGGCCUCUCAGAUGACCCAGAUCUGCAGACCCUUCUCUUUGGACUGUUCCUGUCCAUGUACCUGGUCACUGUUCUUGGGAAACUGCUCAUCAUCAUGGCCAUCUCCUCUGACUCCUACCUCCACACCCCCAUGUACUUCUUCCUCUGCAACCUGUCCUUCAAUGACAUCUGUUUCAUCUAUACCACAGUUCCAAAGAUACUGGUGAACAUCCAGAGACAGAAUAAGGCCAUCAGUUACACAGACUGCCUAAGCCAGGUUUGCUUUGGUGUGGGUUUUGCUGGAUUGGAAAACUUUCUCCUUGCAGCAAUGGUUUAUGACCGUUAUGUGGCCAUCUGCCAUCCACUCAGGUACUCAGUCAUCAUGAACCUCCACCUCUGUGUCCUGCUAAUUCUCUUGUCCUUGACCAUCAGCGUUGUGUAUGCCCUGCUCCAAAGUUUUAUGCUGCUGAGGCUGUCCUUCUGCACUGACCUGGAGAUCCCCCACUUCUUCUGUGAACUUGUUCAGGUCAUCAAGCUGGCCUGUUCUGACACCCUUCUCAAUAACAUCCUAGUAUAUAUGAAGACUAGCAUACUGGGUGUUCUUCCUCUCUUGGGGAUUGUUUUUUCAUAUAUUAAAAUUGUCUCCUCCAUUCUGCAAAUGCCCUCAGCUGGGAGAAAGUCUAAAGCCUUUUCCACCUGUGGGUCUCAUCUCUCAGUGGUCUCCUUGUUCUUUGGGAGAGGUUUAGGAGUAUAUAUUAGCUCUGCAGUUACAGAUUUAUCCAGAAAUACUGCAAUAGCCUCAGUGAUGUAUUCUGUGAUUCCUCCAAUGUUGAACCCUUUUAUUUACAGCCUGAGGAACACGAAGAAGGCCUUAAUGAAACUCAUUCAAAUGUCUACCUUGUGA
Molecule: messenger RNA, 1017 nt
Organism: Sciurus carolinensis (gray squirrel)
Lineage: Eukaryota; Metazoa; Chordata; Mammalia; Rodentia; Sciuridae
Product: olfactory receptor 7G1-like
Exons: 1
Coding region: 1-1017 (338 amino acids)
Biological process (GO): G protein-coupled receptor signaling pathway
Cellular component (GO): membrane
Molecular function (GO): olfactory receptor activity; G protein-coupled receptor activity
Source: RefSeq, a predicted model, not a curated record